GUUUGCAAAGCGCCAAAGCUGCAGAAUUCCCCUCCCUCCCUCUCUACAAUCCGUUACUGGGGCUUUGGAGGGUGACGCAGCAUUGGUAACACGGGCACAGGGUACCGCUGCGCAACAAAAGAUCACUCCUAGACGCGGGAUAUUGUGUCUGCAGUUUCCAUAGAGCGAACAUGAAAGCUCAGUUAUUUGCAGUAGACGUGUUACUGCUGUGCUUAUCUUGCGGAGCAAGUGCAUUGGCCACGACUCUUCCUGGCGUCUCCGCGCUCUUGCCUGCAGCCAAUUUCACCAAACUUGGCGCGACGCACGGCUAUGGGACAGAUGUUACGACUAUUUCCAAGACCAGGAGGAAGCGUUACAUCAGUCAGAACGACAUGCUUGCCAUUCUUGACUACCAUAACAAAGUAAGAGGGAAAGUGUUUCCCCCAGCCUCCAAUAUGGAAUACAUGGUGUGGGACGACGCUCUGGCUAAGACAGCCGAGGACUGGGCUCAUGCCUGCCAGUGGGAGCACGGGCCACCUCAUCUCCUCAGGUUCCUGGGUCAGAACCUCUCCGUCAGGACGGGACGGAUAAGGUGGGCUCCCGUCGCUUGUCCCCUCGCACACUGA
Messenger RNA from Pungitius pungitius (ninespine stickleback), 605 nucleotides. RefSeq names its product peptidase inhibitor 15-A-like. The transcript has 4 exons. Lineage: Eukaryota; Metazoa; Chordata; Actinopteri; Perciformes; Gasterosteidae. The record is from RefSeq and is a predicted model, not a curated record. Bases 171 to 605 code for a protein of 144 amino acids.